Messenger RNA from Triticum aestivum (bread wheat), 3855 nucleotides. RefSeq lists its product as uncharacterized. Lineage: Eukaryota; Viridiplantae; Streptophyta; Magnoliopsida; Poales; Poaceae. The coding region runs from base 1962 to 3587 and encodes 541 amino acids. The record is from RefSeq and is a predicted model, not a curated record. The transcript has 2 exons.
GACGACAGACAGGUGGACCCAGGGUCCACCGGUCAGGCUAGCACCGUGCAAGUGUGACUUGAGUGGGUCUGGUUAGGUGUGUGGCGUUGUGUGUUUGUGUGUAUGGACUACUUAGUUCUGGCUUGUACUCAGAUCCAAAACAGAAAGGGAAAUAGAAAGAAACGUCUGAAUCUCUCUCUCGUUCUCUGAACUCUCUCUCGUUCCUCUGUUUCCCAUCCUCUUUCCCCUUCAAUCUACUAGAAAACUGUGAGAUCUCUUCCAAGGGCCUCACACGCCGCCUAGCAAUUGGUCUGAACCCUAGCCCUGGGCGACCUCCUCGCUGAGCCCUAGGCCUAAGCUACGGUGUCGCCUCCACUUCUCCGCAAUACGCCCUUUUCUUUUUCUUCGCCGUUGGAGGCGCCGCGGCUGAGGGAGAUGUGUGGUGGACGGCGGCGGAGCGGGCCGGCAGAAGCGCGGUGGAAGGCGGGGUGGUGGUGUUAAGGCUAGGCGGCAAACACACAUGAUGGGGCUGCACAGACAUGUGCGAGGUCUGUGCUGAGUGAGAGAUCUAGAGUGAGAUGAUUGAGAGAUUCAGGGAGAAAUUGUUGAUAUUCAGUCGGAUUAGGUAGAUAGAGAGUCUAUUUGUGCUUUCAGCUGCUCUUUGUGUUCUCUGAUUGAGGAUGAGCUGUUGUUAUUUGUAAUGAUCUAGAGGGCUUCAAAUGAUGUUGCUAUCUGUGUUUGCUCUUAUACGAUUGUGCUGCUGUCAUUUGUACCGAUUGUUGUUUUCUUGCGAUCCUAUGCAGAGUCUUCAAAUUAGAGUGGAGUACAACAUGUCGAUCUUGAAGAAUAGCUUGAACAACCUACCCCCACCCCUUCUGUGAAAGCAAGCUUGAAGAUGUAGGGGAGACGCUUUAGGAGAACUGCUAGAGUUAGACAACUUUGAGGAAGGAGGGUGCCGGGAUGUCGGUUGGACAUGGUCGUAAAACGGUGAUAGGGAAGAGAGGUGGACGCUACAAGUGGUAGAGGUCACAGAGAGGUGGCAUGUUGCUGCUCUCCAGCACCCUUACGAGUGGGAUGGCAUGGCCCAUGUCGCCGCACUCGCGGAGUUCACUGCUGCUUGAUGCUGUCAAGGUUGUCACCAGUGCAGCCCUCCGUCGCCACCCCCUGCAAUGAGAUUUAACCGUCUCCAUCCCUGUUUUGGAUGAGCCACCUGCUCUAUCUAAACUUAUUUUUAGAUAGACCCCUCUUCAUCGGCUACAAGUGAUGGCAAUGCUCAUUCAUUUAUGGGUGCAGGUUACAAAGACUUGGUGUUUGAUGGUUCAGAAGAGUUGUACGGUAACCUGAUGCUUUUAGAAUUCUAGGGGAUAAAGCAACACAUGAGAAUUUAGAAUUUUGGGUGCUUUUCAAUAUGUCUACAAGUAAAUAACUUUUGUAGGUUAUGUGUUUUUUACUUCCUGGCCUACUGUGUGGAUCUAGGUGUUUCAGGUUAUGGAAGAGUGCGAUGGGGGUAAACACGAAUAAAGUUUGGUGUGGAUUUUCACAAUUCUCUAAUUGAUUUGAAUAUACAUUGAGGUAUACUUUUCAUUGAGGGGAGCCUUGGCGCAGUGGUAAAGCUGCUGCCUUGUGACCAUGAGGUCAUGGGUUCAAGUCCUGGAAACAGCCUCUUACAGAAAUGUAGGGAAAGACUGCGUACUAUAGACCCAAAGUGGUCGGACCCUUCCCUGGACCCUGCGCAAGCGGGAGCUACAUGCACCAGGUUGCCCUUUUGAAGGGGAGCUUUGGCGCAGUGGUAAAGCUGCUGCCUUGUGACCAUGAGGUCAUGGGUUCAAGUCCUGGAAACAGCCUCUUACAGAAAUGUAGGGAAAGGCUGCGUACUAUAGACCCAAAGUGGUCGGACCCUUCCCUGGACCCUGCGCAAGCGGGAGCUACAUGCACCAGGUUGCCCUUUAUACAUUGAGGUAUACUUUUCUUCAACUUUGUUCAUGUGGUUAUUCUUUUCAUUCAGUUCUACAAGACCUUUCUUAGACGCAAUCAACAAUUUCCGAUUUGAUUACAUAACUUCAAGACAUUAUGCACAUGUAGUCCAUCCACACUUUGAGAAUGCUCAAAGCUCAUCAAUGCACCAACUUUUGAGAGACAGGGUACUUUCCAAGGGCCUCACAAAUGGUAUUCAGAGCCUAGAUCGCGUCCGUCUGCGCUCUCAAUCUCUUGAUUGGGCUGUAAAAUUCCACCGCGAAGGGUGUGAAAAUUUGUUCCACAAAUUUUCGCCCAAAAUCCCGGGCGGGGUUAGCCCGAUUUUGGAGCAAGCCGCAACGGCGCCGUCGAAGCAGCCGCUACCGUCCGCGCAGACCAAACUCGUCCUCGCUGCCAUGGGGGAAAAUUCCGAGAGUAUUCAGUCGACGUUGGCUACCUUGCUGACCAAGUUCGAGGCCAUGGAUCUCAGGAUUUCGAACUUGGGCAAGCAAAUCGAGGCGACGCAAGAGAACGUCGACGCGAUUCGUCAUCGUCAGGCGGAGGCAGGCGCUACUCCGACAGGAUCAGGUGUCACGGAGCAGGGCGCGACCUCCACCACUCUCCCCGUUCCGCGGCUUGCUAAUCUGCAGCCGCCGUUGCUGGGGACACCGGCAGAGCAUCAGGAAGGGCAGGUAUUCACCACAGCACCUCCCUUGCCUGUGGAGCAAGUACCAGGUCGGGAUCCACCUCCAGAAACGCGUCAACAAGUCAGGCCAGGGCGGGAGCAUGUUCCAGAACCUCGUCGGGAGUUUGCAGCGGCUCGCGAUCAGGACUCCCACGUCAAGCCACCCAAGCAUCACUUUCCCCGAUUUGCGGGUGAGAAUCCGAGGUUGUGGUUGGAUCAGGCACUGACCUAUUUCAACAUGUAUCGCGUGCCUGAACAUCACUGGGUCUCGACAGCAACAUUAUAUCUGGAAGGGCAUGCGGCAUUGUGGUGGCAGGCGUUCAAACAGCGUCGUCGUUUGUGGCCCUGGGAUGAUUUUGCAAUGGAGAUUGCACUGGAGUUUGGCCAAGGGGAGUAUGAAUCACACAUGACCAGAAUUUUGCAACUCAAACAGCUGGGUACAGUUACUGAAUACAAGACUGAGUUUGAGUCUGCAAUGUAUAACUUGAUCGCAUUGGACCCUUCCUUGAACUCGAAAUUCUUCAUUUCUCAGUUCGUGUUGGGUCUCAAGGAUGACAUUCGAGCAGCAGUGCGCUUGCAGUCUCCCACCAGUGUAACUCGUGCUGUCUGUUUGGCAAAAAUCCAGGAAGAGGAGCUCGAUCUGCAACGUCCUAGACAACGGUUCCAGAGACAUACACCAAUACAGACCGUGCCUGCUGUAAUCCAACCUGUUCAGCAAGCAGGCAAGAAAGCAACAGAUGAUUUUGGUCGUGAGAGACAGCUACGAGAUUUCAGAAAAGCAAAUGGUCUAUGCUUCAGGUGUGGAGAUAAGUACAGCAAGGAACAUCAAUGUAAGAAGCCUAUGCAGCUACUUACUAUACAAGUUGGUGAGCAUGGUGAAAUUUUAACUGAAGAUGCAGUGCAAGCUUUGGAAUUACUAACUGAACCCACCACAUCGGAGUGCUGUCAGAUUUCAGCCCAUGCUGUGUAAAUGACAUUUCUUUGCACAGAAUAAAGGGGUCUUGGCAGAGAUCCCCACUUUUGAACUUUUUCUGUUCAGACUUCAGAUCUCUAGAGUUUCGGUGAAGAAGAAAACUUGGUCUUAUUAUGUAUAUUUUUUACUGUAACUCUGUGGUUGCAAAAAAAAUCAUUUAGUAAAGGAGUACGACGUUUUUGUUGUCCUAUGACUGUGUAAACGACAUUUCUUUGCACAGAAUAAAGGGGUCUUGGCUACAGUGUGAGAUGCACAUGUCUGUGAA